Messenger RNA from Fusarium coffeatum, 1071 nucleotides. RefSeq lists its product as uncharacterized. The transcript is spliced from 3 exons. Bases 1 to 1071 code for a protein of 356 amino acids. The record is from RefSeq and is a predicted model, not a curated record. Lineage: Eukaryota; Fungi; Ascomycota; Sordariomycetes; Hypocreales; Nectriaceae.
AUGGAGUCGCAAGGUCCCACGGUAAACUCCGUCGCUAUUGUCUUUGCCGUUAUUAGCUUCAUUGCUGUCGUGCUUCGCUUAUGGGCGCGGAUCAGUAUUGUGCGGUCAGUGGGUGCCGACGACUAUCUCAUCUGCGUGGGUGCUUUACUCUCGUGGUCCUUCAUCGGGUGCACGAUAGCCUCAGUCAACCAUGGCCUCGGCAGCCAUUAUGAGGAUGUCAUAAAACGAGGCACCGAUAAUUUCAUUGCCUACCUCCAAAUUGUUUGGUUAUCCUCCAUCUUUUACAAUGCUUGUCUCGGCUUCAUCAAGAUCUCGGUUCUCGCCCUGUACACCCGCCUCGGCGACAAGGUGCUCCGCAAGACAGCCUUCUUCAUGAUGGGAGUUGUAGGAUGCCAGGCAGGAGCUAACGUCCUUGCUUGCAUCUUCCAAUGCUCACCUAUUCCUGCUGCAUAUGAUAUCACGAUACCAGUGGAGGCGAAGAAGUGCGUCGACAUCAAUGCCUUCUACCUUGCCAACGCGGCCGUCAAUAUCUUCACGGACAUCCUCACCUACACCCUGCCAAUUCCCCUGGUGGCACGGCUCCGUGUUCCGCGACGACAAAAGAUCAGCUUAGCUAUCAUCCUCGGUCUCGGACUCUUCGCGUGUAUCUCCUCCAUAAUCCGAAUCACCUACAUCCCACCCAUGCUCCGAUCCACCGACCAAACCUGGGUCAUCUCCAAUGCCAUGUACUGGUCCGUCAUCGAAACGAAUAUCGGAAUCCUCGCUGCCUCGAUUCCCUCCUACAAAGCUAUUGCCAAGAAGUACGCACCUCGUCUGCUCGGAAGUACUGGUAUUUCCAGCAACAAGCUGUCUGGCUUCAAGCAAAUGCCCGUCGAGCUACGAAACAACAGCAUGCCUAGCAAUGGCGCACCCAAGAGCACUUUUGAGACGAACAUCAAGAAUGGACUUGACGAUAACAGUAGUGAGGAGGUGCUCGUCAUGCCUAAUGGUCAGAUUGGUGUCAAGACAGAUAUUGUCUUCCGAUACGAGAGCAACUUGGAAAAUGGUCAAGGACAUAGCCGCCAGAUUUAA